Messenger RNA from Trypanosoma rangeli, 2598 nucleotides. RefSeq lists its product as uncharacterized. NCBI's taxonomy places the organism in Eukaryota, Euglenozoa, Kinetoplastea, Trypanosomatida, Trypanosomatidae. The coding region runs from base 1 to 2598 and encodes 865 amino acids. The transcript has a single exon. The record is from RefSeq and is a predicted model, not a curated record. Gene Ontology annotation, molecular function: protein binding.
AUGACACCGCUUGGAAAGAAGGAGCUCCUUCGCUGGGCAGCGGAGGCGAGCGGCAUUCGCCCCUGCGAAAAGUACGCCGACCUGCGUGACGGGGUGGUGCUGCUGGCACUGGCGGGCCGCCUGUUUCCCACCAGCGUCGAUCCUCGACUUGCACGGCGUGGCCCCGUUGACGUGGCGAGGAACUGGGAGGCUCUGCGGCGCAUCAUGGAGCGUCACGGACUGCCGCUGCACUUGUGCGACCGUCAGGCGGUGGCGGCUGGCCACGCCAGGCACUGUUUCAACCUGCUGGUGCUGUUCUACUUCCUUACCCGCCUCUCUCAGGACUCGGAGUUUUGCGUCGACUUUGCCAACCCCGUUGACGCCGGCGUGGCGGCGUUCCUGCAGUCGCCACGGAGCCUGCGCUGCGUCGGAAAGCUCCCCGCGAGAUGCGACGAGCCAGCGCAGGCGGCGGGGGCGGGGGACGAGGCACCGGGAACGGCGAUGAAACUUUUGCGUGGGCGUUCUCUUCCCACGCCGCAGUCGGCCCCACCAUCGUCAUCGGCCACCUCUACUCCUCCCGCUGAUGCCACCGCUGCUGUUGCUUCUGAUGACGAUACCACGACUUGCCUGCCGCCCGAAGCGUUGUCAACUCUUUCCGCUAAGAACAGCUUCGACGAGGAGGCGCAUGCGCGCUGGGGCCGCGACAACGACGGCGCACCAACCCUGCAGGGUCUGCGGCUCGCCAACGCGCGGCUGCGGGAGGAGCUGGAGCAUGUGCGGGUCACCUCACAACUGAUGUUGGCACAGCACCGGGCGCUCCUAGUGGGGGAGGUGGCGCGGACGACGGAGCACUUCGAGGCCCGUCUUGCGCUGCUGCGGCUGGAGCGGGACCACGAGGUGCGGCAGUGCCUGCUCGAUGUGCGGGAGGCGUACGACGGCUUUCUUUGCAACGCGAGGGAAGAGGCACCGCUCGGCAUGCCUGCCACUGCCGCAGCGUCAACAACAGAUGCCUCCCCGUCCGUCGCGUUGCUUGUUGCUUACAGGGCGCUUGAGGCUAAAGUGCACACCUAUGCACAGGAGCUGGCGGAGGCGCGCGACACGGUCCAGCAGCUCCGCAGCGCUUUGCAGCUGCAGCGCGACCGCCACGUGGCGUUAACAGAGCGGAUCUGCCACAUCUGCACUACGGCACCCGGGGCCCGGGCGGUGGCGGACGAGGACGGGUUGUUGCAUCGGAUUGAUGCCAUGCUAGAGACGCAGCCGCAGGCGGUGCGUGAGGCGGUGGCCCUGCGGCUAAAGACGCUGCUGUCGCAGGCCCAGUCUCAAGCGGAAGGCGGCGCCCAGCAGCAAAGCGAGACGCAUGCAGACGAGGGAGUGGUGGUGGCGGCGGCGUAUCUUGGCACAGACGCUGGUGGGGUGCUUUCGGUGAAGGACGAGGUACGGCGCCUCCGUACGCAAAUAGAACGGCUCCGGCAAGCAAACUACUUCCUGCGGCAGCAGCAGUUGCCGCCGCACCCGGAUUGGUACGCGGUGCCGUUGGCCGACGGGUUGGAGUCCCCGUCGUGUACAGUAGAGGCUGAGACGUGCGACGCCAUUUGUGCCCGUGCUAGUGCGGUGGCGGAGGCGCACACACCCGUCGAAUCUCCGGUGCGGCAGGAGCUGCGGCGUCUCGUGCUUGUAGUGCAGAUCCUGCGGGCCCGCGUGCAGUCCGCGACGGACGCCCUGCUGGUGUAUAAGGACAAGCAACAGGGCCUACAUGAGCAGUUGUUGUGCCUGCAGCAGCGUUGCGAUGCGGCGGCACACGAGCAGGCCUGCGCUUCGGAGGCGCGGCAGGAGGAGCUGCAGCUGCGGCAGGAGGCAAGGGAGUCUGCCCUGGCCACGAAGCUGCGCCUGGUGGAGGAGCGCUGCCAGCGGCGGGAGUCCGUCGCGGCGAUGCUGAACGAGCGAGUCCGCGAGAUUGUCUGCGCUGCGCUGCAGCAGGCGCUCAGCCACAGUGGGGCGGCGGCAACAGCCACUGCAACGACUGAGGCACUGCAGCGGGUUUUGGCGGACAUCACGGAGUCGCAGCGCACCCGCGACGCGCUGGAGGCCGCUCUUAGCGAGCUAAGCAGCGAGGUGGCGGUGCUGCGCCACGACCUCGCACGGCGAGAGCUGGCAGUGGCGUCUCUGCGGGCGUCUCUGGCUGCGGCUGAGGCGGCAGGACGGGAGGCGCGCGCGGCCGCAGCGCAGCGCACGGCGGAGGUAAACGCACUGCGUGAGUCUGCAGCGGUGGAGGUGGACGCUUGCCGCCGGUACAUCCAACAUGUUGAGAAGCUGCUGGUGACAACGACGCCGCCGCCGACGCCGGUGAUUAUGGGAGGUUCGCCGCCCCCCCCACUGCCGAGCCUUAUGGGCCUGGCCGCCACGACGGCGAAGACGACGACGCCGGGCGUAGAGGGGAACAACGACGGCCACAGUAGCCUCAGUGACGCGGCAGCAGCAGCGAUGGUAACGGCGGCGUCAGCUGCAUCCUCAGCUAGAACAGCUGCCACGGGCACAACUUCGUCGCUGCUCUCUCCAGAGGAACUGGAGCGACGCAAGAGAGCCAUCCUGGGCAAGUACGGCUUUGCAACUAGACUGUAG